GUGUUCUUCAACAUUGAUUUAGUAAGAGUUAGUAAUAUAUAUCCAACAUUCUCACAAAAAUACUCUGUUUUGUUAAAUCAUGGCAGCCUAUGCAGCCUUGGUUUCUCUAAUGCAUCUCAUAGAUGAUAUCCAAAACCAUCACUCCCCACCCAUCUCUCACUACAAAUUCCAAACUCAGUCUCUCAUUGAGCAUGUUCUCUUCCUGCAAGAGUUUCUCCAAGGCUACAAGUCCCCUGUUUCUGACAGCGACGAAGCAGAUCCACCGGAGAUGCGUAUUGCUGCUGCAGCUUAUGCGGCUGAAGAUGUUAAGGAAUCUUGUAUCGUCCAAAAGAUUCAGCACAAUAGAUCCAAAGCAACCAAAAUCAGAAGCUUCUUCAAUUGGUUCCAGAAAUGUCUCCACAAAUGACAAUGAUGAUAAACGAAUUGAGUUGUAUCGAGAGGUAGAAACCGUGAUAGAAGAAAUGGAUCGGAUCAAGAUGGUGGCAAUGGAGACCAACACAGAGAAGGUGGUGGCGCUCCUUGAUCAACCUCGUAUAUUCGUCUCUACUUCUACUGGGAAGAAGAGUAGUGGCAUGAAGGUGUUCUCUGAUCAUGUCUUGCAUGGAAUCAUGGAAAAACUCAUGUCGUACGAAUCCGGUCGCCAAGUCAUCCCCAUAACAGGUAUGGGUGGGAAAGGAAAUAUAAAACAAGUCAAAGUUGAUGAUUUGGUAAGAGACCUAUGCGUGAACCAGAGCAAGAAGGAAGGGUUUUAUCAUGUGGUAGGAGAAUCUAGUCCUACAGGCAUAAAGAGUCGCCGCAUUGUCAUACGCAGCAAAACUUCAAAGAAGAAAGUCGUCAAUGACUUGAAGUCUAUGUUACAUGCUCGUUCCAUUAUUUGCGAUGCCUCAACUGAGGCAUAUUGAGGUGUAUUCUGUGUUUCUCCCAGAUCCUUCGAGUGAUUCUUCCGUCAUGGAGAAUCUCUUAAUACUUAAGGGAGCACUUAAUCUCAAGUGGGAUGAAGAGGUGGUUAAGAGAUUUCCCAAUAUCAAGAAAUUGUGGAUAAAAUAUGAUGGGAGCAAGGGAAUGGGGUGUGAUGAUUAUUAUUAUCUGAGCAAUAUUAAAUGUUUGUGUAAAUUAGAAACCCUCUAUAUCUUGUUUGAGUAUGAUUUUAGAGGGAAUACCUCUUUGUAUACGCUCACCUUCCCCCAAACCCUAAAGAGUUUGACUCUUGAGAUGAACAUUGUCUCUGAAUGGGAAACGAUGUUGGAAAAGAUUGGUUCAUUGCCCCUUCUUGAGAAGUUUGUGUUGCGUUGGGGAUGCUUUGGAACAGGCAAGUGGGAAAUCUUUGAAGGCCAAUUCCCCUGCCUCAAAUACUUGGAAUUGUUUGGAUGUCACAACCUGAAAAAUUGGAUACAUACCCACUCUCCAAAAUAUAUGGAUACGGUAUUGUGGUGAAUCAGUGGUGAAAUCUGCGAUGGAGAUAGUAGAGGAACAAAUAGAUUUACAAGGUGACGAUCUUCCCUUUCAUGUUGGGGUUCUACUUUAUGAGUUUAGUAAAAACGAAGGGAUGAACGAAGCAAUGCAGAGCUUGACAGGUUCUAACUUUGAAGUUGGACUUGUAAGAUAGAUAGAGAAGCUUAUGUUUUCUAAAUAUUUGGUUGAA
Molecule: messenger RNA, 1642 nt
Organism: Salvia splendens (bonfire salvia)
Lineage: Eukaryota; Viridiplantae; Streptophyta; Magnoliopsida; Lamiales; Lamiaceae
Exons: 2
Coding region: 123-902 (259 amino acids)
Source: RefSeq, a predicted model, not a curated record